GGAGAGUCGCUCAGUGUAUGUAGAGCGGUCAGGGAGAACAGUGCGAUCUUUUUAUCUCCAAGAAGAGGGAGCAGCCCCAUGCACUUACCCACACACAUACCCACAUACCCACACACAUAUACAUACACAUACCCACAUAUACCCACACAUACCCACACACAUACCCACAUAUACACACAUACACACACACAUACACACAGCAGGAUGGGAGCCCCGGCAGCUGCCAUGGGAUUAUAAAUCUGGGAGGGGAGCACUUGCUACAGGUCAAGGUGGAGCAUGCAGCAAAAAUUAAGAGCAGGGAAAAAUCCUUGGAAUAUGGUAUUGCUGCAAAGGCAUUCCUAGUUGUACUGUGGUGGAUAAAGGCUUCUGAACCUUGGGCUGAGAGAGAUCUUCCCCUUGUCUUCCAAAGAAGAGCAAUUUAUGUUGGCCCUGCAUCAGAAUGCUGGGCAAGAGAUGGUGACCCAGUGGCCUCCAACCAUGGCCAGUUCCACAGUUACCCCAUUGACCUCAAAUGCUACAGAAGAAUACGAUCCUUUAGGUGGACAUGCGGUUUGGGAAGUGGUCCUCAUUGUUAUUACGACCGGCAUCCUGUCUUUGGUUACAGUCAUUGGGAAUGUCCUUGUUCUCUUAGCUUUCAAGGUCAACAGUGAUUUAAAAACAGUCAACAAUUACUUUCUGCUCAGUUUGGCCUGUGCUGAUAUCAUCAUUGGUGCAUUGUCCAUGAAUUUAUAUACCACAUACAUUGUUAUGGGGCGGUGGGCACUGGGCCCUGUCUCCUGCGACCUGUGGCUGGCACUAGAUUAUGUUGCAAGCAAUGCAUCUGUCAUGAACCUGCUGAUCAUCAGUUUUGACCGCUACUUCUCUAUAACACGGCCACUUACAUAUAGAGCUAAGAGGACACCAAGGAGAGCUGCAAUUAUGAUUGGCAUGGCAUGGUUCAUCUCUUUUGUGCUAUGGGCUCCUGCCAUAAUAUUCUGGCAGUACAUUGUGGGUGAGAGGACAGUGGAAGCCACCGAUUGCUACAUACAGUUCUUUAGCCAGCCUAUCAUCACCUUUGGCACUGCUAUUGCUGCCUUUUACCUACCAGUUACCAUUAUGAUUAUACUAUAUUGGAGGGUUUACAGAGAAACAGAGAACCGAAGCAAAGAAUUGGCAGGGUUGCAGGGUUCAGGGACAGAUCAUACUUCCCACCCUCUUGCUUUGGGUAGCGUCAGAAGUGGAAGCAGCAGUGGAGCUGGAGAAUCUGAAAGACUAUCAAGAGGGCAAAGGACGGUGCCAAGAGCUAAGCAGGGGUGUUGUUUCCCUCGUCAGCUUACUUCUAACCCAUCUCUCAGGAGUUACCCAGAACAUCGAAGCAAUGGCAGUUGUAACACCAUGGAAGAUGCUGCCUCUGCAGACUCUCUCUCUUCCUCUUCUGAAGCAGAGGAUCGUCCAUAUGAAAUGAAGAACAUCUGUUCAGCAGUCAUACGGCUUCCCAUGGUCAGCUCUGUCGUAGGGACACCCAAAGGCUCAAGGGGAUCUAGCGACACUUUGGGAAGAGGUGAUAUUGAGGCGGAGACCAAUGGUGGGAAAAGCGAGGUUACAAGGAAAACAUCCAGGGCGCAAGUCACUGCUCUGCCCUCAACCAUCAUCAGAGCCAAGUCUGAAAAAAAUCAUCAUGGGAAGAGAAAAAGCAACUCUCUCAUAAAGGAGAAGAAGGCAGCAAAGACAUUAAGUGCCAUUUUGCUGGCUUUUAUUUUGACAUGGACCCCAUACAAUAUAAUGGUGUUAGUGUCCACAUUCUGUCCGGAUUGUGUUCCAAAGAAAUUAUGGGAGCUAGGUUACUGGCUGUGCUACGUCAACAGCACAGUCAACCCAAUGUGUUAUGCACUCUGCAACCGAUCUUUCAGACGCACUUUUAAAAUGCUGCUUCUUUGUCGGUGGGACAAGCGCAAGUGGAGAGCACACAAACAUCCAGCACCUUUCUUCAGGACUCCAUCACAAUGAGCGGAUGCAUCACCUUAAAGGACACAGAUAAAGUUCUGCAUUAUUUGUGUGUAGAACUGAACUGGAUGCCAGAUGGAGUCUCCAUGCUUGUGUGACCCGGGAUGAUGGCAAGAAAUGCUGAAUCCUGUACAGCAAAAGGGGCGGAAGAAGGAGUACCACGAGGUCGGCUCUUUGUAGCUCCCCAUGAAUACUGCUCUGACCAUGUACUUGAGGCAAUUCCUCAGUGGUUUUACCAGGUCUUGUGCGGUAUGCAGAACUCACUGAGGGCCAGGGGUAGUUUGGUAGGUGGCCAGACUUACCAUUCAAAAGAUAAUUUGUUCAUUUUUGGGAAAAAAACGGAUGCCUGAUAUGCCAAACCAAACAAGGACAGGCCAAAGAACAUGAUAAGGAUUUUCUACUGUUUACAGAGCAUAGGGAGGGGUUGGUUGUGUAUUUAUUCAAAAUAAAGACUCUUACCACAAAGUCAUCAGAUCUUGUUCUUUAUGCAAAGUCAACUUUGCCCAACACGGUAUGGCAACUGCACUGCCAUCUUGUUUGCUCCUUUCUGAUAUAAUGAGCUACCACGGCAACAGGAUGAAAUGGAUGUCUGUGACGGUUAUGUUCCUGCAAGUCUGUAAUGAGCACUAUGGUCCCAUUUUUGUUGCCCUGCUCUAUGGACAUUUGGUUCUCGUUUACUUAAACGAUGAAAUGUGUGUUGAUGUCAUGGUGCACUUGACAAUGUGAGUUGAACAAUAAGCCCAGCUCUGUUCUUGUAACAUAAGUGGCCAUCGGUCUUUAAGAUCAUUAACCGUGCUUAUUAGCAUGACAUCAUUUACAUCUUCAACCAAAACCAUAAAGCUACAUAAAGUCUCUUGCUUUGUUAUGACACAAUGUAUGCCUUUGUUCAAGUGGAGUCUGCUUUCUAUCUAUCUCCUACUGUAUAGACUGUGUGAGUGUUGCAGUAAACUCAAAGAACCCCCUGAGUGCAGCAGACAGAGAUGGAUUAAGACUUAGCUUGGGUCCCGGGUGGCACGGAAGGCAUGGGCUACUUGGAAGCUGGCCUAUUUUCCUUUAAGUGCCCCAUUCACCACACUUUUUACUGUACUCCUUGAUUGAUCACCAUUGUGCAUAUUCUUUUGGCCUUGAAAUGAAUCACUGACGACCAUGUGGCAUUUACAAUAUAUAACAAAUACCCUGAAAGCAUAGCAUAAUGUAUGUACCAAGGAAUGCCACAUAAAAUGUAAGAGCUGGGAAAAUGAUAUCACAUAUUACAAGAAUGGAGGUGGCUAAAAAAUGACAGCAAAUACAAUCAAUAAAAUCUAAUGAGUCUG
This is a messenger RNA of Xenopus tropicalis (tropical clawed frog), 3296 nucleotides long. It is a transcript of the gene chrm1, whose product is annotated as cholinergic receptor, muscarinic 1. Gene Ontology annotation, biological process: saliva secretion; signal transduction; G protein-coupled receptor signaling pathway. Gene Ontology annotation, molecular function: G protein-coupled acetylcholine receptor activity; G protein-coupled receptor activity. Gene Ontology annotation, cellular component: cell junction; postsynaptic membrane; plasma membrane. The transcript is spliced from 4 exons. The record is from RefSeq and is a predicted model, not a curated record. NCBI's taxonomy places the organism in Eukaryota, Metazoa, Chordata, Amphibia, Anura, Pipidae. Bases 421 to 1986 code for a protein of 521 amino acids.